AUGUCUUCACUAGUAUUAGGAUGGAGACGCUUCCAAAAACCUUUAAAAAAUGAGUAUGUUGAAGUUCAAACAAGUGAUGAAGAACAAAAUUAUGAUCCUAUUAAAUCAAAGGAACAAAAAAGUUCAAAUGUCAACGACGUUCAAAAAGAAAGAAGUUUAGCUGUCGAGGCAAUACCUCCAAUAUUAAUAUCAGCAGCCGGAUUGAUGCUUGCAGGAUGGCUUUUAGACAUGGUUCAAAGUUGGCCAGUUUUUACCAAUGUUCCAGAACUAUAUAUUUUGGUACCGGUGUUAUUAAAUUUGAAAGGAAAUCUUGAAAUGAAUUUAGCAUCACGAUUGUCAACUUCGUUAGAUAAUCCAACGGUUCGGUACACACUAAUUUGGGGUAACCUCGCAGUCCUUCAAUUACAGUCGCUGGUUGUGGGAGCAAUUGCUGGAUUAUUUUCCUUUAUAGAAGGAAUAAUCUUUAAUCCGAGUCAUAUGAUAUCGUAUCAUGAAAGCAUGUCGAUAAUAGUCGUUUCAAUGGUGUGUGCUGCCUUAAGUAGCAUUCAACAUUUAGAUAACAUUGCAUGUCCUUUGGCAUCGUCAUUCGGUGAUUUAUUCACAUUAAUAGUUCUUUCUUCAUGUAGUGAAUUGCUUUUUAGUUAUUUGUAUUCAUGGGUUAGCACUGCCAUGUUCUUAAUUUUGGCUGUGAGUAUUCCUCUAUGGGCGUCUAUGACAUGGUCUAAUAAAUUAGUUCGACGUUUAUUGAUUGAAGCAUGGACUCCUCUUUUCGUUGCUAUGGUGAUUUCAAGUAUUGCUGGAUUGGUAUUGGAAAAAUAUGUUGAUCAAUAUCAUGGGCUCGCAUUUCUAACUCCUGUUCUUAAUGGAAUAAUUGGUAAUUUAGGGUCCAUAUACGCAUCAAGAAUAUCAACUCGUCUUCACUGUGGCACAGAAGAAGAUUAUUAUCAAUCUGAAUUAACAUUAUUCUUGAUUAAUAUUCCAAUCGAAAUACUCAUUUUGGUAAUUGCUUGGUGGUUUGGUAUUGGACAUAUGAACCUCACUUGGAGCUUUUCAAUUACUUACUUUCUAGUUUCUGUUCUCUGUGUGGCAUUUACACUUAUAAUUGCUAAAAAAUUGACGCUAUGGCUAUGGCAUCACGAUUAUGAUCCAGAUAAUUAUUCAUUGCCUUACAUAACUGCUGUUGUUGACGUCAUUGGCAAUGGGCUACUGGUGUUAUCUUAUUGGGGCUUGUCUAAACUUGAUAAACAUACUAAUAUGAUUGAAGAACAAGAUCCUUUAUAUAAUGAAAUACAUGAUCCUUUGCAAAAAGGAUUAAAAGUAGAUCCUUUAACUAUAGAAUCAUUAUUUGAUAAUUCAAAUAAAAAACACAAAAAAUCUCAUCCUUUACAUGAAUAUCUUAAACCAAGUGAAAAUAGUCUUUAUGUCUGCUAUAAACCAUGUCUAAGACAACAUCCUCCAGUACAAUAG
Messenger RNA from Cetraspora pellucida, 1467 nucleotides. The record is from the annotation of a GenBank genome assembly. Lineage: Eukaryota; Fungi; Glomeromycota; Glomeromycetes; Diversisporales; Gigasporaceae.